CAAAUAGAUUCGGUCAUUGCCACAUCCAACGACAAUGCCAACAGUCCUCAUCGUCGGUGCCACCCGCGGUCUUGGCGACGCGCUCGCGUCUGCGUACUCCGAUGCAGGACACACCGUCUAUGCCACGUCGCGUUCCGACACCCCACCAACCACUGGAGCUUCGGAUGUGACAUGGAUCCCCUCAAUCGACAUCGCCUCUGAAUCUGCCGGCGAAGCGCUUGCCGCAGCGAUUCCCGUGCACGACGUGAUCGAUAUCCUCGUGGUGACUGCGGGGUACUUCGUUAGCGAGACCUUCGACGAACCCAAAUGGAGUGAGGAAGUCAAGAUGUAUACGACGUGCGCGAUCGGGCCGCUCUUCGUUGUACAAGGACUCGUCGCCGCAGGCAAGAUCCGAACCGCGAUUGGCUCUGCAGACAAAGGAGGGAAGGUCGUCCUGGUCAGCUCCGAGUCGGGAUCGAUUGCACUACGACACGAGAAGGAGGGCGGUGGGAAUUACGCGCACCACGCCAGCAAAUCUGCCUUGAACAUGGUGGGAAAACUCCUCAGUCUUGACUUGAAGGAUCGGGGAUUUCCGUUGCGCUUGUUCACGUGCGUCAUUUCUGCAUGCACACGCAUUUAUUGCUUAAUUUCUGCACUUACUGACCCACAGCCUGGGUUCAUGCGCACCGAAUUAACACGCAACGUGGGAUAUGAUCAGUACUGGGAGUCUGGCGGUGCUGUAUCGCCACAAGAGGCAGCAUCCUCACUGAUCUCCUUCAUCGACACAUUCACUAUCGAGCAAACAGGCGAGUAUUGGGCUCCCCGGGGUGCAAGGGAUAUUGGGACGGCACCCGAUGUACUUGGCCCCGAUGUCGCUGCCAAUGAGCCACUGCAGCUGCCGUGGUGAUAGCACGGAUUUGUCUUCCGCCUGCAUACAUAUCCAUUUCCCAGUGUGUACAAGUAUCUUUUUCACUUAUUUGAAAUGCAAUCCUAUAUCUAUCAACUUCAAG
Molecule: messenger RNA, 989 nt
Organism: Mycena citricolor
Lineage: Eukaryota; Fungi; Basidiomycota; Agaricomycetes; Agaricales; Mycenaceae
Source: the annotation of a GenBank genome assembly